Molecule: messenger RNA, 819 nt
Organism: Arachis duranensis
Lineage: Eukaryota; Viridiplantae; Streptophyta; Magnoliopsida; Fabales; Fabaceae
Product: LOB domain-containing protein 1
Exons: 2
Coding region: 45-674 (209 amino acids)
Source: RefSeq, a predicted model, not a curated record
UCUCUCCAUAAAAAACUACACAAUACCAAAGUAUUAAUAAAAAUAUGGAGGGAAGUGACACUAACAACACCACCUACUCUAACUCUACUUCUACUUCUUCUGGUGAUCCUCCUCCUCCGGCGGCGGCAACGGUGGCGGUUGUAAUGAGCCCUUGUGCAGCAUGCAAGAUCUUGAGGCGAAGAUGCACGGAGAAAUGCAUGCUUGCGCCAUAUUUCCCUCCCACCGAGCCUACCAAGUUCACCAUUGCUCAUAGGGUCUUUGGCGCUAGCAACAUCGUCAAGUUCUUGCAGGAGAUUCCGGAAUCUCAAAGAGCUGAUGCAGUGAGUAGCAUGGUGUAUGAGGCAAGUGCAAGAAUAAGGGACCCAGUUUAUGGUUGUGCAGGUGCAAUUUGCCAGCUUCAGAAGCAAGUCAAUGAGCUUAGAGCACAAUUGGCAAAAACACAAGCUGAGGUUGCAACCAUGCAAUUUCAACAAGCCAACCUUGUUGCCCUAAUUUACAUGGAAAUGGCACAACAACAAAGUUCCCAACAACAACAACAAGAGUUUGAAUCAUCACCUCAGCAAUCAUCAAUGGAAGAUUUCAAUGUUCCAAGCCCUCACUAUCAACAAAGUAACAUCAACUACUUUGAGGAUAACCCUAGCCUCAAUUCAUUGUGGGAGCCGCUCUGGACAUGAUUUAUCAUACGUUAUAUACGAGAAAUGAUAUUUGUACUAUUUUUUUGUACAUGACAUUUCUUUCGUAUAAGAGAUGUGUAUACAAAAAAAUAAUAUAAAUAUUAUCUUUUAUAACAUACCUGGAUAAUUUAAGAAAAAAGUUAUG